UAGUACACUACACUAGUACCCUCACGCACCUAGCUCGCCUCGGCCAUCCUCCCCCCCUCCCCCCUCCGGUCCCAACAACGGCAGUUCGUCCCCGACCCGCAAACAGCGAGACACCAACUCCAUUGAACAACACAACGAACCCACCCAGCGAUAAGGGUACCUCAACCGACGAUCCAUCACUCCACGCUCUCUCUUCUGCGCCGCUUCUCUUUGUCCCCAAACAUCACCUUUGUCGGGCAAAAGGUCGUCCGCAUCUACACGAACAAACGAAACGAUACUCGGCGGCACAACCGCGAUCCUACGCUCUCAAUUACGCCGACAAUGUCACCUUCAAAUGCCCCUGGCACCGGCGCUCCACCCCCGUUCUCCUCGACCCCAGACUCCACUUCGGCGACUACGACGGCAAUAAGCAACUUGAUGCCUCCUCCCCCGCCUCUGCUCCUCAGCAAGCGCGUCACCGCUUUCCUCCACGCAAACCUCUCGCCAUAUAUCCGAACGGCGGCGCUGACCACUCCCGCCGGGAAGCUGCUCGCCCAUGCUAGUAACGGGCUGAGUGCCAGUGCACUGAGGCGACAAUGUGCCGUGGCCGCUUCGCUUUGGGGGCUCCAUCACCCAUCAGGCUCUGAAUAUGGUGGUGGUGGUGGAGACGCGCAUGGGGCGGGGGACCACCAUGUGAUUGGGAGUCCAACAGGGAGCACAGCGAGUCAGAGCACGGUUGGGACUACGAGGGGGGGCGCCGCAGGAGGAGGCGGGCUAAGAGCGCGGCCAGUGCCUGGACAGGCGGUCACGGUGCAAAUGGACAACGGGCUGGUGUUUGUGAUUAGGAGGCUGAGGUGCGGCAUGCUGUUCAUAUGCAUGGGUGGUGAAGAGGGACACGGCAAUGGGAAACAGCCAGGGGAGACGGAAGCGAAUGGGGAGGGGCUGCCCACACCACAUCUCGACCCCGGUCUCCAACAUCAUCUCCCCUUGCGCGCGGGACCACAUCGGACACCCACAUCAUCCUCAGCGACAUCGGCGAGGUCAAAGAGGGAAGCGGACCUCUCCGGGGAAAACACGCCUCUCAGCACAUCUACCAACACGGGGCCUUCUGCAUCGACCAGCCAAAGCAGCAACACCAACGCAGCGAACAGCGCCACGGGGGCAGCCCGGGGCCCAUCGGCAUCGAGUGUCAGGGCGAUGAGGAGGCAGGUGGAGGAAUUGGCGCGUUGGCUGGAUGAGCGGUUAGGCACGCUCUAUGUUCCGGAGGAAGGUAUCGGUCUUGGAUUCGGAGGGGCUCCUGGAGUGGAGCUGCGCUAGAAACAGCACAAAUGACUUGAUAAGUAACGACUUGGCAAUGAGGCGCACA
Messenger RNA from Neurospora hispaniola, 1345 nucleotides. RefSeq lists its product as uncharacterized. The transcript has a single exon. The record is from RefSeq and is a predicted model, not a curated record. Bases 322 to 1296 code for a protein of 324 amino acids. Lineage: Eukaryota; Fungi; Ascomycota; Sordariomycetes; Sordariales; Sordariaceae.